AGCCAUUAAAAAAAUAAAAGACAGUUUCAGUGGGUUAAGGAAUGGAUGCCAACCGUUUUACGAAGAAGCUGAUAAAUCCUUGUAGAAAAUGUUCCGUGGGAGAUACUAUUCUUAACAUAUAAGAAUCUCCUUGCGAGCCAACCAGCAAGUGGACUCAGCAAUCAUAAGGUUUUACAAGGAGGGAAAUGGACGCAUGGAAGGAAUACGGGGCUGGAUGCGCCGCUGGAAUCGCUACUGUCAUCACCGGCCACCCAUUCGACACCGUCAAGGUUAAGCUGCAGACACAAAAUACAGAAGCCCAUUCUUAUAAGUACCGAAAUGCAUUACACUGCACAACACACAUUCUGAAGACAGAAGGCGUGAAGGGUCUCUACACUGGGGCAACCUCAUCUUUUGCUGGCAUGGCUAUGGAAAGCUCACUUCUAUUUGGCGUUUAUUCUCAAAUGAAGUUAGCUUUGCAGGGAGGAGAUCCUGGCAGCGGCAGGCCCAAACUUCAGAUUGUUGUUCCUUCUGCGGCUGUUGGUGGAGCAUUAAUAAGUUUUGUACUGUGCCCAGCAGAGUUGAUAAAGUGUAGAUUGCAAGUUCAGGAGAAAGACAAUAGGCAACUGAAAAAGCAUCCCCAGAGAUAUGCUGGGCCUCUGGACUGUGCACUGCAAACUCUUAGAAAUGAAAAGGUACAAGGUUUGUUUCGUGGUGGCCUAACUACAUUUUUGAGGGAGUCAAUAGGAAAUGCAGUUUUCUUCAGUACUUAUGAAUUGACUCGUUAUCAUAUGCUUUCAAUUAUUAGUGUGCAUGCUAAGGUGAAUCCCCAAAUGGAUUCCCAGUCUUCUCAAUUUGUCAACUAUUCUUCUAAAAUUGUUAUAGAAGCAGGAGUUGGAGUUGUCUCUGGUGGGCUUGCAGGAAUUGCCUUCUGGUCAACAAUUUUGCCUCUUGAUGUUGCAAAAACCCGUAUUCAAACAGCUCCUGAUAUUAACGCCAGCAGGAAUCCAAUAUACACAAUCAGGAUGAUUUAUAGAGAACUCGGUUUCAGAGGACUAUAUGCUGGUUUAGGGCCCACAUUAGUGAGAGCUUUCCCUGCUAAUGCUGCAGCGAUUGUCACUUGGGAAUUCACAGCAAAUUUACUGGGGGUGAAACGUUAGUAAGAGCAACAUCUUCAGAAAAGAAUCUUAAGAUGCUCUACGAUCUGCCACUUCUGAAGUCUCAAGAACAUGAUGAAAAUUGGUGUAAUAAUUCGAAUUUAAAGACAAGGUGGUGUAGAAGUUGGAAAGCUAACCAAGUGAUCUUCUCUCUUCCAUUCUCAACCCAGAGUUACAAAAAAUGAGGUGCCUAUGUAUACACUACUUUGAUUAUUUACAUCAAACUUACAAAUUUACAAAUUUACAUGGAUAUAUGGUGUUCGGUUUUACUAUUAAAAUUAGUGUUUUUGCCAGUCUA
This is a messenger RNA of Cryptomeria japonica (Japanese cedar), 1434 nucleotides long. RefSeq names its product mitochondrial arginine transporter BAC1. Gene Ontology annotation, biological process: mitochondrial L-ornithine transmembrane transport. The record is from RefSeq and is a predicted model, not a curated record. Gene Ontology annotation, molecular function: L-ornithine transmembrane transporter activity. Bases 186 to 1139 code for a protein of 317 amino acids. NCBI's taxonomy places the organism in Eukaryota, Viridiplantae, Streptophyta, Pinopsida, Cupressales, Cupressaceae. The transcript has 9 exons.